Eutrema salsugineum is the source of this 1214-nucleotide messenger RNA. Its product is annotated as flavonol synthase/flavanone 3-hydroxylase. The record is from RefSeq and is a predicted model, not a curated record. Lineage: Eukaryota; Viridiplantae; Streptophyta; Magnoliopsida; Brassicales; Brassicaceae. The annotation marks the transcript as partial. The transcript is spliced from 3 exons.
CGCUCUUGUUUGCUUCUCUCGCCGCUCGUGCUCCCCUCUCUCGCCUCUCUUCUCACCAUCCAGCUAGACUCAUCUGACUCUUCUCGCACCGUUGGAUGUCGCUCUUUCUGUCGAACAGCCUCCAACUUCGCCAGAUCCGUUGGUGAAAAGAUCUCUAAGCGUGCGGUGGUGAAGGCGAGCGAAGAGUGGGGGAUAUCCCAGGUCGUUAACCACGGGAUUCCGACGGAGCUGAUACGACGGUUGCAGGAAGUCGGAAGAAAGUUCUUCAAGCUUCCUUCGUCGGAGAAUGAGUCCGUCGCGAAACCGGAGGAUUCAAAAGACAUAGAAGAAUACGGAACGAAGCUGCAGAAAGAUUUAGAAGGCAAAAAAGCAUGGGUCGAUCAUCUCUUCCACCGAAACUGGCCACCGUCUUGCGUUAAUUACAGAUUCUGGCCCAAGAAUCCACCUGAAUACAGGGAUGUGAACGAAGAGUACGCAGUGCAUGUGAAGAAGCUGUCGGAGAUAUUGUUAGGGAUUCUCUCGGAAGGGUUCUCUUGGUUUUGUGUUACCUAAAUGAGUUCUCUUCCUGUCCUGAAUUCUCUGAUUUUGUCUUUACGUGUCCUAAAAUUGUUGUAAAUUUUGCGGUAUGCCUAUUGUGAUGUGACUUGCUUUCAGCAUGGACAUUGGAGCUCAGAAGAUCUUAAAUGGAAAAGAAGAUAACUAUGGAGGUUUGUGGUGAACUUGAUGGAGAUGGAACCCAUGGAUGCUCAUGAUUUUGAUGCAAAGUUUGACGUUUCACUUAAAGCAUGGAAGGAUCAGGUUCUAAAUGGCGGAAUCUUCCAAAGUUAUUUAUCUUCACAUUGCUGGACAUGAGAUUUCUGAAGUAAAAUCCCUUUUCUUCUUCUUCUUUCUCUAUUGUUUUUUUGUUCUUGUUCUGUCAAUGAGUUAAUUAGAAAAUUAUGCAUCUCGAUUUUGUUUCUUGUUCAACAUAAUGAUUUGCUUCAGCUUAUCCAACCAUUUGGUGUCAGCAAUAACCGAGAUUGUCCAGAGUCCAUCGGUGGAGAUCUACCAAACCAUAACCUUAACAAACUUUGUCAUUUGUAAUAGCUCUGUUUUUUAGAUUAAUAGUAAUUUUAAUGACUUUUGUUCUAAUAGAAAUCAUGUCUCUAUUAUAUCAGUGUUUUUGUAUUAACGAUUAUUAUUAAAUUCUAAUUGAUUUUUUUUUGAAACAUUUA